GUACUGGUCUUUUAGUGGAACUUCGUACAGUAACAGCUUUUGCCACCGAACAUUGCAAUACUGAAAAGUAACUCACGACCAAAUCAUGAUAGGAAAUCACCACAUUUUUAAUAAAUGAUAAACAAGUAAUUAACAAAUAAAAACCAAGACAUGUAUCAGUCUACAUUUGCUUUCCUGUCUUUCUCAGUAUUAAUUAUUUUAGUAGUCUAUCAAGACAUGACAAGGCAGUAUUUACUACGGACGACAAUUAGAACCAAAAUACAAUUGUUUACUUUAAUGGAAUCUAACAUGUACGAUAAUACCAAAACUGAACAUUUCAACUACAAAACUCAAAACGAUUCAACUGAUUCAACUUUGUACCAACAAAAUAACACAACAGAUGUACCGAUUGUCACAGGAAGUCUUUUUCGUGGAAGAAAGAGAGGAGAAGGCAAUCUGAGUUAUAACAUAUCGAGUAAUUUAAAUCGUCCUAAAAAUAAAACGGUUCGAACAAACUUGUAUUUUACAAAAGCUAGUGAUACUCAUCAAGAGGAAAAUAUCAAAAUCAGAUUGAACCGAUCUGUCAUAAAUGAUAGCACAGACCUAACGACAGGACAAUAUUUAUUUGACAGAAACAACAAUAACGUAUCCAAAGAUACCAGUGAAAACAAAAAUAAACUGAUGGGAAAGGACGUUAUGGGUAAAAGAACAAUGACAGAUAUUUUGCAACCAACAGUGUAUGGCCGACAUAAAUAUAGCAUAUCGAAAACUUACACCGGUCGUUUCCACGAUUCAUCUGAUAAAAAUGGCUGUCAAACAUUUAUUUAUGACAACUUUAACAAUUACUUAAAUCAUACAGUUUUUGAAUCAUUGAAAAGGAAAUGUAGUGGAAAAAAGGUUAAAAGGAUUCCAUUUCGUCUUGAUAAAUCACUGCUCAGUAAAAAUAUUCAAAAUGUACAAUGCCCAUCGUCUAAAAUGGAUUAUUUAACAAAAAAGUCACCUUUGGUUGCACUGGCAAGUUUUCCGGGAUCAGGUAACACAUGGACACGAGUUUUAUUAGAAAGAGUCACAGGAAUACAUACCGGAAGUCUCUACAAAGACCCUAAAUCACAUUUCCAAGGCUCGAAAGUAUGUCCUACGAAUGGAGAUGUCUUUAUCGUGAAAACACACAAAGCUUCAGAUCUUGCAGUGCGAAACAAUUGUAAACCAUCAAGAUUUUCACGAGCAAUUUUUAUUUUGAGAAAUCCAUAUGAUGCGAUAAUGGCGGAGUUCAAUCGACUAAAUAAUGGGAAAGUGGGUUUCGCUAGCAAAAGAGAAUUUCACAGUACACGGUGGAGGGCGUUUGCCAUGAGAAUUUCAAACCGUUGGAUGAAAACAACGCUCUAUUGGCUGACCAAGUACAAAAUGCCUCUACAUGUCAUUAUUUACGAAAGACUGCAAGCUAAUACCAUUCUAGAAAUGUAUAAAGUUAUGAAUUUUCUCAAUCGUGGUAUUUCUUUAAAAACACUGUAUUGCCUAGGAAACAAACCUCAAAACAAAUACUAUAGAGGUACAAAACCCGAAUGGAUGAUAAAAACAAAACUAUUUGGUCAGAAAGCGAUCGACCAUAUCAAUCGUUCUAUCCGUUUUAUCGGCCAAAGAAUAUCUCAAAUAUCUGUCAGACAAACAGUCCAAAGUUAUCUUUUGCCCGAACAUAUGCAAUUCUUGCGUACUCUAAGUUAAAUAUAAAUUGUAUAGUAUAAGUUUCUUAAAGUUUGAAACCUGUAUUAUGACCAUAUGCAAAGGAAUUAUAAUAUUUAUAUGUUUAAUUAAAAAUUCUUCUAGCUGAAUGUUAUUUUUUUAUACAUAGUAUACUUUAUUGGAAAAUGGGUAAAGAAAAUCAAAAAGUUGUUUAAAUAGUUUGCAUCUUAACGCGAUCAUAUAAAUGACUUAAACAUUGUAACAUAAUCGUAGUAACACCCUUUGUUUUUGGUUAAUUCUACUGUGUAUUUACAUUGUUAAGUUCUCCUGCAAAAUUAUCACGACAAUUAGAUAACUGGGCUGAAUCCUAUGGUGUUAACAUAGAGAGGCCCAGACCGGUUUUAGAAAAAAAUGUUGAUAAUGUUUUUAUCUAAAUGCUCUUAUUUCACAUUGCUUGAAUAAAAAUGAAA
This is a messenger RNA of Ruditapes philippinarum (Manila clam), 2129 nucleotides long. RefSeq lists its product as uncharacterized. Bases 151 to 1701 code for a protein of 516 amino acids. The transcript is spliced from 3 exons. NCBI's taxonomy places the organism in Eukaryota, Metazoa, Mollusca, Bivalvia, Venerida, Veneridae. The record is from RefSeq and is a predicted model, not a curated record.